Vitis vinifera (wine grape) is the source of this 2830-nucleotide messenger RNA. RefSeq lists its product as uncharacterized. Bases 553 to 2415 code for a protein of 620 amino acids. The transcript has 18 exons. Lineage: Eukaryota; Viridiplantae; Streptophyta; Magnoliopsida; Vitales; Vitaceae. The record is from RefSeq and is a predicted model, not a curated record.
AUAAGCGAAAAGCUGAGAGACCGACCGAUGCAUCCCAUCAAAUCCAAGCCCUAUACUGCAACAGAACUCAUCGAUAGAAUUUCAUAAUCUUUUUGUAGAUAAAUGAGUGAAAUUAUUAUGAGGAUGCCUCUGGCUGUAAUGGCUGUAAUAGCACCUUUCUUGGCAACAAGUUAGAGACAUACACCAUAUCGCUAUCACAUCUCUACAAUAUUCGAGAAACAACAAAUGAUCACUUUGACAAUAAAAUUUGAGAUGUAAAGAUCUUUUUAUGGUUAAUGCAGUGAACUGAAUUUAAGAAAAGAGUUGGAAGGGGUUUGCAUGGUUUUCCAAUGACUUGAUGGCAAUACCCGCAAGUAGGUCUCAAUAGGCUCCAUGUGGCAAUAUGCUCCACCAUAAAGUAUUAUCUUGAAGAGAGCUAAUGGGAGUUCAUUAAAAGGGGGCUGGGAUACUUUGACUGUGUUUUCCCAAAUAAAUUUGCAGGGCUGAUAGGGAAGGAUCAAUCAUCUUCUUGUGUCAUAAAAUGUUUGCAUUAUCCUGUUUGAUUAUGCAGGAAUGCAGAAUAUCAAAAGCUUUAGGCAUACCGUAAGAAAUUUGGAGGAAGUUUCUGUUUCUUGUAGAGGCUUAGAGAGAAUUCAAUUACUAAGAAGAUGGUUGGUUGCACUUAAAGAAAUUGAAAGAAUAUUGGGAAACUAUUAUGAUGAUAAUGAAAAAGAUCUUGUGCAGAAUGAUACUCCUGCUGAGUCCAAGGAUUCACCUGGAAAACCUACUUUGAUUAUGUAUUAUGAUCCUGAUCUUGGGGAUGAACCAGUGAAUUUCCGUGACGUCUUUCUUCACAGUCAAGCACUUGAAGGCAUAACAUUAUCUAUGAUUCUUGAAGCACCAAAGGAUGAAGAGGUUUCUUUACUUCUGGAAUUGUUUGGGCUCUGUCUUACAGGAGGGAAGGAAGUUCAUAAUGCAAUCAUCAGCAGCAUACAAGAUUUGGCACAAGUGUUCUCAGACUAUGAAGAUGAAGUACUGGUAAAGCGGGAAGAGUUGCUCCAAUAUGCUCAAGCUGCAAUUGCAGGGCUGAAAGUAAAUGCUGAUAUUGUAAGAAUAGAUGCUGAAUAUUCAAGUGCACAGAAAAAACUUGACAGAAUGAAAGCAUCUCAGCAGCCUUCUAAUGAAGGCAAUGAUAAAUCAUCUCAAGAAUCAACUGUUGAAACAAGAGAGGCUUUAAAGGAGGCACUUGCACAGAUUCUACUAUGUUCCCAAGUGGAGGCGCUCUUACUAAAGAAGAAAUCUUUAAGAACUGGUGAUUCUCCAGAGGUUCAUGCUGAAAAGGUCAAUAAAUUGAAAAUUUUGUCAGAAUCUCUUAUUAGCUCUACCUCAAAAGCAGAAAACCGCAUUUUGGACAACAGAUAUCAAAAAGAAGAAGCACUCAACUUUCGUGUGGCAAAAGAUACUGAAAUUAACCAACUUGAGAAGAAUAUCCAGAUGCUCAAGUAUCAUGACCUUCUCCAGGAACUGACAGUGGAGAUAGGAGCACUUGAAAGGCAAAGAGAUGAAUUUGAAGCUGAAUUGAAAAAGGUCAAUGCGUCAUUGGCUGCUGCCCGAGCACGCCUUCAUAAUGCGAGGGAAGAAAGUGAGCAGUUUGCUGAAGCUAGCAAUCAAAUUGUUAUACACUUGAAAGCAAGGGAAGAUGAGCUGUCAAGAUCCCUUGCUUCGUGUAGAGUAGAAGCACAUGUUGUUACUACAUGGAUUAAUUUUCUGGAAGAUACAUGGACUCUCCAGAGAGCAUACACAGCGCAAAACGAGAACCAGGUCAGAGAUGAACUGGAGAAAUAUGGAGACUACUUCGUGAAUUUAGUUAUUCAUCUUCUCUCUGCUUACAAGGAAGAGUUGGAGCCUUCUGUCUCUCGUGUGAAGAAACUAGUGCAGAAUUUAAGUGGAGGGUCAGCAAUAAUACCAAGUAUGGGUGAUGAAAAUUCAAAAGCAAUGAACCUAAGGAAAAAUCUUGAAGAGGAAUAUCUGGAUUAUGAAGCCAAGUUCAUAACCACUUUCAGUGUAGUGGUCAGCAUGAAGAAGCAGUUCUAUGCUCAAAAUGAAGACCUCUCCAGAAAAGAUGAUCAAAAGGUCCAAGAGCUAUUCGAUGCACUGGAAAAAAUAAAGGAUGAAUUUGAAUCCAUUGAGAGACCAACUUUGGAAAUUGAAACUCCAACCAGAAGAAGUUCACAGCCACCAAUCCUAGAGACACCCCAAAAAAGUCCAUCCGGUUACCUCAAACAUAUUAUGCCAGAAUAUAAGUCAAUUAAGAGAGACAAGGCAUUGGAUAGAGAGGCAGAGCUGUUAGAGCUGGAGUCAGAAUUUGGGAAGAGUAGCAGGGACCACUCAUCAGACGAGAUCAGUGACUGGGUGUGCGAUGAACUUGAAAGGUGACUGAAAACCUUGAACUGGCUACAGGAAGUGUGUCAAAUUUUCCAGGUGAUAUAAAACAUAUACGUGGUAGUUUAAAUCAAAUAACAAGACUGCAUUCCAUCAACGCCUGGAGAGGAAAAAGGCAAAGGCGGGCAUUGUUUUGAUACAAAAAAAAAAAAUUUACUUGUAUGUGACUACUGAACAUCUUGUAAACUCCCAAAAAGCUGCAUUUAAAUGGGAGCAGCCUCCUUUGACAUGUAGUAUUGGAAAGAUAUUUGACUCACUUGAUUUGGUGUUAAUUCUCCAAAACUUGUAAUGAUGGAAGGUGUAUAACAUUGAUUUUGUGGAGGCAAAUGUAAUUGAAGGGGAUAUGGCUGGGGGUUAGGCUAUGUUUGAAUCGUGGAAAAUAAUAAGGAAAGAAAAAAAAUUAAGAAAA